This is a messenger RNA of Amblyraja radiata (thorny skate), 842 nucleotides long. RefSeq names its product tubulin gamma-1 chain-like. The coding region runs from base 204 to 842 and encodes 212 amino acids. The record is from RefSeq and is a predicted model, not a curated record. Gene Ontology annotation, biological process: microtubule nucleation; cytoplasmic microtubule organization. Gene Ontology annotation, cellular component: gamma-tubulin complex; microtubule. The transcript has 5 exons. Lineage: Eukaryota; Metazoa; Chordata; Chondrichthyes; Rajiformes; Rajidae.
GAUCUGAUCAAGCUAAUUCUUUUCUUGGGUUUGUACUGAUAAAUUAUGCUUCCAUUUAUUGCUUCCCAGCACCAAAGCUUUGAUCAGCUUCUGUUUAGGUUUACUCACCUAGUGUGUUGAUGAGUUUUAAUGAUAGAGGAUAUAUUGAUUUUAGCUGCAGUAUGACUUUGUUUUGUGAUUUGUUUUCAUAGGUGUCCACAAUCAUGUCUGCAAGUACCACCACACUCCGGUACCCAGGCUAUAUGAAUAAUGAUCUAAUUGGACUGAUUGCUUCCCUUAUUCCCACUCCAAGGCUUCAUUUUCUCAUGACUGGCUAUACUCCGCUUACGACAGAUCAAUCAGUGGCAAGUAUACGUAAAACUACAAUCCUGGAUGUCAUGCGAAGACUGUUGCAACCAAAGAAUGUGAUGGUGUCCACUGGCAGAGACAGGCAAACUAACCACUGUUACAUUGCCAUCCUCAACAUUAUCCAAGGAGAAGUGGUCCCUACUCAGGUCCAUAAAAGUCUGCAAAGAAUACGAGAGCGAAAAUUGGCCAACUUCAUACCGUGGGGACCAGCCAGUAUUCAGGUGGCAUUGUCACGGAGUCUCCAUACCUGCCAUCAGCUCACCGUGUCAUUGUUUGAAAGAACCAGCAGACAGUAUGAUAAACUCAGAAAAAGAGAAGCGUUCUUAGAACAAUUUCGCAAAGAGGACAUAUUUAAGGAGAGUUUUGAUGAACUGGAUAAUUCCCGGGAGAUUGUCCAGCAGUUAAUUGAUGAAUAUCACGCUGCAACUCACCCCGACUACAUUUCCUGGGUGACUAACUGGAAUAUGGUGAAUAUGCAGGAUAGCCAGGCUUAG